GCAAAACAAAACCGCGGUGUGCUUGGUGCCGCUUGAAAAUAAAGUAUUUAAUGCUUAAUCUAACUUCCAGGACAAAAUGAGUUUGUUAAAAUAAUUAGAUCACAAAAUACCUUAUUCCUUUCAUUAAUUUCUUCAAGUACUUAUUGUCCGAAAACAUGUUCAAGUGGCAAAGCUGUCUGCAGCUGUCUUGUGAAAGGCAUUUUCUUCUUAAGAAACAAUUGCUUCUUCACAUUAGGAAGUAUGCAAAAAAAAGGCUCCAAAGUGAUGAAGACGUUAUGAAAAUGCCAAUUUUUCAGUAUGCCUCUAAAAAUACCAAAAGAAGUAAAAGGAUUUAUAUGUGGGGAAAUACGAUGUACGGUGCUCUUGGAAAUUCAAAUUUUAUCCUACCGGGUCGUCAUCAAACACCUCUGAAAAGUAUGAGAGCACCUUGGAGAUUGCCAUUUGCCGAUUUCCAUAAGGUUGUAGAUGUGUCUUGUGGUUAUGGAUUUACUGUUUUUGCUGCUUCAAAUGAAGAAAAUGAUUUCACACUGUUUGGUACAGGCUUAAAUAGUGAUUUCCAAAUAGGAUAUCAAUGCAGAAGAAAAAAUAAACCACUUCAAGUUGUAGCUGAACCAGUUCCUAUUGCAUUACCUCUUCGAAAUCAAAAGACAAAAGCUGUUAAAGUAGGUUGUGGAAGAGCUCAUACUGUUGUAGUUACAGAUAAAGAAGGUGUUUUCAGUUUAGGUAACAAUAGCUAUGGCCAGUGUGGAGUUCCUGCUGCUAUGCAUUCUGAAAAUGAUGACCACAUAAAAAUACAUAAAAUAGAAGAUGUAUCUAAUGAUAUCAGGGAGGUUGUAUGUGGACAAGAUCAUACAUUGCUCUUAACAGAAAAUGGAGAAGUAUAUAGCUUUGGUUGGAGUGCGGAUGGACAGACAGGUUUGGGACAUUAUAAUAACCAGUUUAAACCUGCAUUAGUAAAGGGUGAUAUUGAAGGUGAAAGAAUUGUACAACUGUCUUGUUCAGCUGAUUGUGUAUUAGCUGUUUCUGAUAAAGGUGAUGUGUUUGGCUGGGGUAAUUCCGAAUACAAGCAGCUAAAUUUGGCAACAGAUAAACAGCAAAUUAACAUUUCCAAGCAUCUGAAUUUAGGAAGUGUUGGCAAAGUCAAGCAAAUUGCUUCUGGUGGAACAAUGUGUGCUGUUUUAAAUGAACAAGGUGCAAUCUAUGUCUGGGGCUAUGGAAUUCUGGGACAGGGGCCAAAUGUAGCUUCUUCCUUUGUGCCCACACUUCUUCCACUUCCUUUAUUUGGAGUAAACGAGUUCAAUCCUGAUGUUAGAUUGCAACAGAUAGCCUGUGGUUUAAGUCACUUUGCUGCCGUAACUAGUCAAGGACACUUAUACAUGUGGGGGAAAAAUCGUUCCAAUUGUUUAGGGUUAGGAAGAGAAACAGAUCAGUUUUUUCCUUUAAAGGUGGCUGUUCCAGCUGAAGUGGUUAAAGUGAGCUGUGGUGUUGAUCAUACAGCAGUUUUAUGCAAAUCAUUUGCCUGAUGUGGAUCAAUGAUAUUUAUUUUGUACAAUAUAUUUUUAUUUUUAAAUUAAAUUGUUGUUA
Uloborus diversus is the source of this 1584-nucleotide messenger RNA. RefSeq names its product RCC1-like G exchanging factor-like protein. The transcript has 12 exons. The record is from RefSeq and is a predicted model, not a curated record. Lineage: Eukaryota; Metazoa; Arthropoda; Arachnida; Araneae; Uloboridae. Bases 156 to 1523 code for a protein of 455 amino acids.